GCGCACGCUGAUCAUCUCCAGACUCGCUCACUCGAUCCCUUCUUCCACCUCGAUCUCUCUCACCUCCUUCCAGCGAAAAUGGCAUCUCUCGCCUGCGCUGCCGUGUCCGUGCCCUCGUUCGCCGCCCUGAAUGCGGGAGUGAGCAAGACCUCCAGCGUCUCGACCCGAUCCAGCGUCGUCUGCAGCGCUGCUCCCAUCGAGAGCAACUGGUCGAAGGUCGCCAAGGGCCUCGUCGCCACCGGCGCCUCAGUGCUGCUCGCUGCCUCUGCUGCCUCCGCAGCCACUGUCAAGCUCGGAUCCGACUCCGGCGAACUCAUCUUCGUGCCCCAGGAAUUGACCGUCUCCGCCGGCGAGAGCAUCACCUUCGUCAACAACCAAGGCUUCCCCCACAACGUCGUCAUCGACGAGGGUCCCGAUGGAGUCGACACCGACGCUCUGAGCCACGACGAGUACCUGAACGGCCCCGGCGAGAGCUUCAGCAUGAACUUGGCUGACAAGGGCACCUACAGCAUCAUCUGCCAACCCCACGCGAAUGGUGGCAUGAAGAUGGUCAUCACUGUGCAGUAAACAGCGGUCCCCUUUCCUUUCGAGGAAAUCCAGGAUAGAGGCAGAGCAGACCUGUGAAGGCAAUUGUAACUUUAAGUGCGUGUGUGUUAUGGUAUACUAGAGAUGACAAGUCGUCCAGAAUUGGAUCGAGGAGCGAGAUCGAACCCGCGAAUCCGUCGACGUUUCCUUGUGUUAAUACGAACUCUAGGGAUUCCUUUUGCAAUAAAGAGGUUCUAGAGCCAUGGAAUUGAUUUUGCUCACUCUCGGAGCGUCCUUGACGAUUGUCUGUACUUCACAGUUUUGCUCUUCUCGGUAGAAAGGACUAUUCUUUCAGAACAAGCAGGCGGACUUUGCCUCAACACUUAUGUUUCG
Messenger RNA from Marchantia polymorpha subsp. ruderalis, 918 nucleotides. The record is from the annotation of a GenBank genome assembly. Lineage: Eukaryota; Viridiplantae; Streptophyta; Marchantiopsida; Marchantiales; Marchantiaceae.